AUGGGCUGCUGUAAGAAAGGUGAGGACUGUCGGUUUUCCCACGAGUCUGGUUUCCCUGAGAUGCACAACAAGAGGCAAGUUCACACCCUUGAGUCAUUGCCCAUGCUAGAGAAGGAGAUUAGAGAGCUCCUGUUUUCGCUGCAACCGCCAAGAGUCCCAAUUGAGUCUCUGGCAAGUAUAUACAUUGAGAGGUAUGGAAAGCCUCUGCGGGUUGAGGGAUUCGGCGCAGAGGGCCAGCAGCAUGGCAAGGCUUAUUACAACCUCAUAGGUCUGCUCUUGAGGCUUAACACCACCAGAGUGAUCGAGAGACAAGGGCAGCAUUAUAUUGUCCCGGUGGAAGAUGCUCCUAAGUUCUUGGCUGAUGAUUUCAAAUUGGUGAUGCCUUCUGCUAUCUAUGAUUCUAACAAGAUUUAUAUUACUUUCGAGCCUAAAAGCACAUUCUCUAAACAAGAUGCUUGGAACUACUUCAGCCGGUACGGUCCUGUCCAUGAUGUGCGAAUUCCACUUCGGCAGAAACGCAUGUUUGGUUAUGUGAGCUUUCUGAAGUUGGCUCAGGAAGAUGCCCAUUCUAACUCUGGUUCACAUCAGUUGUCAGAUGCCAAUGUCAUUUAUGAGCAUCAUACAGGAGAAAGCAUAUCAAGUCAUCGUGAAUUAUUCCGGGAGAAACUGAAUGAUGAGCGUGAUCUAGGAAUUGUUACUGUAAAGAGUAGUGUCAAUAAUGUGCCAGAAAUGGCUUCACCACCAACACAUAACCUGCCUGUUCACUCUGUUAAUAAAGCAGGCCCUUUGCUAGAAUCUUCACAUGUGUCAGAUCGUUUGGAUGAUGCACCGGCAACUCAGGAUUGUGAUGACUACGGGCUUCCAGAAAAUCUUGAUGAUAUUUACUUGUGA
Molecule: messenger RNA, 891 nt
Organism: Phragmites australis (common reed)
Lineage: Eukaryota; Viridiplantae; Streptophyta; Magnoliopsida; Poales; Poaceae
Product: putative zinc finger CCCH domain-containing protein 51
Exons: 7
Coding region: 1-891 (296 amino acids)
Molecular function (GO): metal ion binding; nucleic acid binding
Source: RefSeq, a predicted model, not a curated record